AUGCGCGCACAACUAGUCCUCCUCCUCUGCUCGGCUAACCUUGCAAUCGCCACAUUCCACAAACCACUACCAGGACAUCGCCUGCUUGCCGGGCAUGAUGAUGAUGGCCUAGUCGCGCGCCAGAUAACCGUCGACGGGGGCACCGGCUGUACAAUAAAAAGUACCUGCUCCGAAUGCUACGGGGCCGGCAAUGUGCUGUGCAGUAAUGCGGGUUGUUUCGAUCCCUCGCAGGGUCAGCAGUGUUGUGCGGAUGGAUCAUACUGCGUCGCAUCUAACAACACGUGCUGUGGCUCGUUUGGCCCCGGUACAACAGGCACAGACGGCGUCGUCCCCCAAACCGCGUAUUCCGCAUUCUACUCAGCAACAUCACAAUGGCCCUGUUUCCCCACCGACACCAACGCAGAAUGCUGUCAGCGCGGGAACUCUCAAUGGUGCGGUGGCGAUUAUCCCAGCCAGGUCUGCUACGAUCCUUCGUCCGUACUCUGCUGCAGCAACGGCAAGGUUUGUACGGGCAAGGACUGCUGUAGUAGUUUGGGUGCUGUUGCGACUACGCCGAAUCCGAGUCUUGCGACGCGAACUGGGACACCGACUCCGACUGGGCAUUCUGGCGCAUCAACGUCGCAUACUACUACAGCUGUCCCGACGUCGGUGUCAUCUGCUACCGCAGCUGCAGCUACUACUACCAAGUCAUCUGAUGCUGGAAGUGGAUUGGGGGAUGUGAAGUGUACUGUGUUAAUGUUGGGAGCGUUUAUGGUGGGAUUAAUGUUCCUGUAA
This is a messenger RNA of Penicillium subrubescens, 774 nucleotides long. RefSeq lists its product as uncharacterized. The record is from RefSeq and is a predicted model, not a curated record. Bases 1 to 774 code for a protein of 257 amino acids. The transcript has 4 exons. Lineage: Eukaryota; Fungi; Ascomycota; Eurotiomycetes; Eurotiales; Aspergillaceae.